Molecule: messenger RNA, 3142 nt
Organism: Haliotis rufescens (red abalone)
Lineage: Eukaryota; Metazoa; Mollusca; Gastropoda; Lepetellida; Haliotidae
Product: conserved oligomeric Golgi complex subunit 8-like
Exons: 12
Coding region: 23-2452 (809 amino acids)
Biological process (GO): intra-Golgi vesicle-mediated transport
Cellular component (GO): COG complex
Source: RefSeq, a predicted model, not a curated record
GAUACUAGUAUCCUGUUUCAAAAUGGCGACCCUGGACGUGGAAGAUGAAAACAUUCUGACAUCUAUUUUCAAGGAUGCAUUUCCAGACAGCUGGCAGGACAACCCUGACUUUGUGCAGUAUCUGGUGGAGCUCAGCUCCUGUGGAGUGGAGCGGCUCAGUCGGGAGCCUGACAGACUCGCGGAGGAGAAGUCCCAGAUCCUGUCGGAGACCCAGGACCUCGCCUUCCACAACUACACAACCUUCAUCCACACCGCCGACUGCUCCAAGGAGAUCUUCCAAGAUUUCCAGAUUAUUGAGAAGCAUGUGGACAACCUGCUUACAAAGUUACCUCCCUUCUCUGAUGAAUGUCAGAACGUUGUGAAGAAAGCCCAGGAGAUCAGCUCCAGUCGGCGUAUGAACACGUUGACCCUGCAGCGACACACCCAGUUACUGGAGGUGCUGGAGAUGCCCCAGCUGAUGGACACGUGUGUCAGGAACGGCUACUACGAGGAGGCCCUGGAGCUGGCAGCCCAUGUCCGCAGACUGGAGAAGAAACAUGCUGCCAUCCCAGUGAUCAUGAGCAUCGUGGAGGAGGUGAAGACUUCGACGCAGCUCAUGUUGAACCAGCUGAUCCACCAGCUGCGGACCAACCUGCAGCUUCCGGCUUGUCUCCGCGUCAUAGGCUUCCUGCGCAGGAUGGACGUCUUCACUGAAGCCGAGCUACGCAUCAAGUUCCUUCAGGCUCGCGACUCCUGGUUCCAGGGAAUCCUUGAGGCUGUACCUAGAGAUGACCCGUACGCCCACAUUACCAAGACGAUCGAGCUGAGCCGUGUACAUCUGUUUGACAUCAUCACACAAUAUCGAGCCAUCUUCUCCGACGAGGACCCACUUCUCACCACCACUCGAGACGAAACCAUCAAUGAGGCUGCGCUUUUCCAUGGCUGGGUGGUCCAGAAGGUGUCCCACUUCCUGAGUACGCUAGAGAUAGACCUGCAGCAUGGAGUCGGGGGGAGACUGGAUUCACUCCUCGGUCAGUGUAUGUAUUUUGGGCUGAGCUUCAGUCGAGUUGGCGCCGACUUCCGCGGCCUCUUGCCAUCGAUUUUCAAGACAGCUGCACUGCAGAACUUCAAGGCAGGACUGAAGGAGGCAAACACAAGAUUUGAGGAGAAUAUGCAGUCAUACAAUCUGCUAGGAGUAACAUCCGCUGGCAGCGGAAUCAACUACGGAAGCAGUACACAGCCAGGGACUGUCUACCCUCCCACGGUGCUGCUAGAGUUCUACCCCCUGGCAGCCUACUGUAACCAUGUGCUCACUGCCUUCAAUGACCUCCGCCUGUGUGCACCGGUCAAUCUUGCCUGUGAAAUAGCCGAUUGUGUCCAGCAGUCAUUGCUCGAAGUUAACAGGGUCAUCCUCGCCUUCUUCAGAGCUGAAGAGACGACCUUCAACUUGCAGGAGGGGGAGCAGUUCGGUCAGUUCUGCGCCACGUACAUCACGGACCUCCUCCCCUACCUCAACAAGUGUCUGCAGGUGCUCUUCCCUGCCUCCCAGCUGGCUCAGGCCCUGGGUGUGUCGGUCACAGAGCUCCACAAACUGGGCAGUGUGGGCCAGGUUGACCUGAAGGCUGUUCUGAAGCAGGUCAGCCAUCUCAUACCUGUUGUCAAGGAAAGCCCUACACCAAUUUCAAGCUCAACAGCAGCUCCUCACAACCCAUCCUCCCCUCCAAAUCAGCCUGCAAAUAAAACUGAAACAAGUGUUCUCCGAGCUCAAGACACAGAUGCUACUGGGACAACAACUGUUCCCGGAUCUCAAGACACUGACACUACUGGGACAACAACUGUUGCCAAAUCUCCAGACACAGAUACUAGUAGUACAACAGAUAUUCCCAGAUCUCCAGACACGGAUGCCACUGGGACAAUACCUGUUCCCAAAUCUCCAGACACGGAUGCCACUGGGACAACAGAUAUUCCCAGAUCUCCAAACACGGAUGCCACUGGGACAACAGAUAUUCCAAAAUCUCCAGACACGGAUGCUACUGGGACAAUAACUGUUCCCAAAUCUCCAGACACAGACACUACUGGGACACCAACUGUUCCCAAAUCUCCAGACACGGAUGCUACUGGGCCAACACCUGUUCCCCAAUCUCCAGACACAGAUGCUGUGGUCCAUAGUGAUGAUGGAAGGGUGACACAUACAGAUACUACUACUGUGGCAGCUACUCCGGAUGGCCCUGACAGAGUCCCGGUGGUUGCAGGUCCAGAUACUUCUGUAGAUGCUGUUGCCCCUUCCUCUGCUGAUGGCUGGUCCAAUUCUUGGGGGGACAACGACUUCAGCAUUGACCUUGACUCGGUCCAGCUGACCGGUGGGGCACCCGCGGGUAUUGAUAUUGGGCUGGCCUCGAGUUUAGUGGACAGCGUGCUACAAGGGGGGACAACCUCUGUGGGUGAAACCGGGGAUGUGAAGAAACAAGACUGAAUCUGUGUUACCAUGGUUUCUGCAAAAAUAGAACUCAGCUCAGACUGUUUCAACCUUUUGUAGUGUCACUGCAGAUGGAAAUCAUGGUGAAUGAUUUUCUGUUGCUGGUUCGUGAGGUGUGGCCACAGAUUUCUGUAACCAUGGAUACUUUGUUAUGAAAGAAACAUUAUUAGUUUUUACUGAAGUUAACCUCUAUAAUCUACCAUUAACUUAUUACUGAGAAGACCCUCUCCGUGGUCUAGCAGAUGGAGUGUCUGCCUGGAGAGCGGAGGGUUGUUGAUUGAUCCCCGGCCACGUCAUGCCUGGUGUUUGGCAUUGAUGGGAUAAAACAAUGACUGGUCGGCUUAGAGCCAGUAUACUGUGUCUGAGUGGGGUAUCCAUGUUAAACUGCUGCAUACUAUCUCAGUGGGCUGACACUGUACGGUCGGCAUAAGUCUGGACGACUACAAGCGGCCACACAGAAACAUGUGCAUGCAUGUCGUUAUAGAAGUGCAACAAUCUUGGAUGCGACUUUAAGCCCUAUUUUACCUCACCUCAUAACUGAGCAAAUGUUUUGGAUAUGUUCAUUUUGUUUUGAGUGUAACCAUGGUAACACAUUCUUCAGAAAUGUGACAACUGGGAAGUAGUGUCAAGGGACUUGUUAUGUGGGCUUUCAUAUCUAUAUUUUGUUGAUUAAAUAUUCAAAUUCUU